Candidula unifasciata is the source of this 1531-nucleotide messenger RNA. NCBI's taxonomy places the organism in Eukaryota, Metazoa, Mollusca, Gastropoda, Stylommatophora, Geomitridae. The record is from the annotation of a GenBank genome assembly.
AGUCAAUGAGUUCCGUCUGUUCAGCUGGCUCAACCAGCAAGAGGACAUCCAUCGCAUGGUGCUCUACCAGUGUGACUACCAGCUGACUCUUUGCUGUAAUUCUGUUACAGUUUUAUCACUGUCCUCUGUUGUCACCUUUAGGGGUCUUAUUGAGAAGGAGCUGGAGAGCAUUGCCGUCAGAGCCCAGAAAGAGUUGAUUCUCUUACACAAGGAGGAUGCAGAGACUGUCAAAAACACCACAGAGUGGUUGAACCUCAGGGGCUGGCUGUCCUCACACCACCACCUUCGCUGUCCCAAACGGGUGCUGAAAAUUACAUCUGCAGCAAAAACUCUGGAGACAUACGAGCGUGUUUUUGAAACGCAGCCAGACAGAAUGGCUGACUUCUCACGACUUGCCAGAUUUCUUACAGGCAACUCUAUUACUUUAGUCCUUGGAGGAGGUGGAGCCAGGGGACUGGCCCAUGUGGGGAUGAUCAAAGCUAUGCAAGAUGAAGGCAUCCCAAUAGAUGUCAUUGGGGGCACCAGCAUCGGUGCCUUCAUCGGGGCCCUGUGGGCUGAGGAGAGGAACUUUGUUCGGUUCAAACAGAGGGCCCGAGAAUGGUCUACGGUCAUGAACUCCUGGUGGAAGAAAAUAUGGGACCUGACCUAUCCUUUUGCCUCCAUGUUUACAGGCUCAGCAUUCAAUGAGUCUAUAGAGAAUGUCUUCCAUGACCGGCAGAUUGAGGACCUGUGGAUCCCUUACUUCUGCAUCACAACCAACAUCUCCAACUCCACCAUGAGGGUCCACUCAUCAGGUAGUCUGUGGCGUUACGUGCGUGCCAGCAUGUCCCUGGCUGGCUAUCUGCCCCCACUGUGUGACCCCGUGGAUGGCCACCUGAUCCUCGAUGGAGGUUACGUCAAUAACCUCCCAGGUACAGUUGGUCUGGAGCACUUCCAGACAGUCUUAAGUGGAAGUCUUUCUCUGUGGAUGAUAGACAAGGUACCUGACAUGACAGAGAUCCAGUCUCGGCUGGCUUAUGUGUCCUGUGUGCGGCAGCUAGAAGUGGUGAAGAACUCAGACUACUGCGAGUACAUCAGGCCACCUAUAGACAGAUAUGGUACCCUGCAGUUUGGCAGUUUUGAUGAUAUUGCAGAGACUGGCUACCACCAUGGGAAGACUCUGUUCUCUGCCUGGAACAAGGGGGGACUCCUGGAGAAGCUCUUCCAGGAGACUGAGCCUCCGUCUAAUGAAGCCCGCUACCGUGCUGAGAGAAACAUUCCAAAAAGCCAUGUCCCAGGGAUGGCUUACUUCACAGACCUGGCAGAGCAAGUCUCCAGGAUUGAGAAACCCAGGAAUAACACAUUCUACCCCUCUGAGGACGAUUCUGACGAGGAAGUUAUCUAUGAGAAUGAUGAGGACGAAGAGCUCGGCCACAUGCUAGACCGGUUGAGAGAAGAGGAAGUGUUUGCUCACACGGAUGGAGAUGACGAUGCCCGUGAAGAUGGUGCAGAAAAGUCUAGUGGCAGAAGACAGGCAGCAGCCCACAUAUGA